Messenger RNA from Nakaseomyces glabratus, 1056 nucleotides. It is a transcript of the gene GRE2(B), whose product is annotated as SDR family oxidoreductase. Gene Ontology annotation, molecular function: 3-beta-hydroxy-Delta5-steroid dehydrogenase (NAD+) activity. The record is from RefSeq and is a predicted model, not a curated record. Gene Ontology annotation, biological process: steroid biosynthetic process. NCBI's taxonomy places the organism in Eukaryota, Fungi, Ascomycota, Saccharomycetes, Saccharomycetales, Saccharomycetaceae.
AUGACUGCUGCUAAUAACAACACUACUGUUUUUGUCUCCGGUGCUUCCGGUUUCAUUGCUCAACACAUCAUCAGACAAUUGCUAGACCAGAACUACAAGGUCAUUGGUUCUGUUAGAUCUACAGAGAAGGGUGACAACCUGAAGAAUGCUAUCUUCAAAAGUGCUAACUUCAACUAUGAGAUCGUCAAGGAUAUCGCUGAUCUAAAUGCUUUUGACCCUGUCUUCGAGAAGCACGGUAAGGAUAUCAAGGUUGUCCUACACACCGCCUCUCCUUUAAACUUCACUACUACCGAAUACGAAAAGGAUUUGUUGAUUCCAGCUGUCAACGGUACCAAGGGUAUCUUAGAGUCCAUCAAGAAGUACGCUGCCCAAACAGUUGAGAGAGUUGUUGUUACUUCCUCCUUUGCUUCUCACACUUCCACUGUUGACAUGUGCAACACCAAGGGUAAGAUAACUGAAGACUCCUGGAACCAAGACUCCUGGGAAAACUGUCAAACGGAUGCCGUUAGAGCUUACUUCGGUUCCAAGAAAUUUGCUGAAGAAGCUGCAUGGGAAUUCUUGAACAAGAACAAAGAUGCAGUUAAGUUCAAGUUGGCCACUGUUGACCCAGUGUACGUCUUCGGUCCUCAAAACCACAUCGAGCCUGGCAAGAAGGUAUUGAACGUCUCAUCCGAAGUCAUUAACCAAUUGGUACACCUGAAGAAAGACGACCCAUUGCCACAAGUAGCAUGUGGUUACAUCGAUGUCCGUGACAUUGCUAAGGCUCAUAUCCUAGCGUUCCAAAAGGAUGAAUUAAUCGGUCAAAGACUGUUGCUACACUCUGGUUUGUUCACCGUCCAAACCCUACUGGAUGCUAUCAACGAGCAAUUCCCAGAGCUAAGAGGUAAGAUCCCAGCUGGUGAGCCAGGUUCCAACAAGCCAGAAGAUCUACUGACUCCAAUUGACAACACCAAGACCAAGAAGCUGCUAGGAUUCGAGUUCCGUGACCUGAAGACCAUCAUCCAGGACACCGUCUCUCAAAUCCUAGAAGCUGAGAAUGCCAGUGCCAAGUUGUAA